Musca vetustissima is the source of this 1506-nucleotide messenger RNA. Its product is annotated as membrane-bound alkaline phosphatase-like. The record is from RefSeq and is a predicted model, not a curated record. The coding region runs from base 1 to 1485 and encodes 494 amino acids. NCBI's taxonomy places the organism in Eukaryota, Metazoa, Arthropoda, Insecta, Diptera, Muscidae. Gene Ontology annotation, biological process: dephosphorylation. Gene Ontology annotation, molecular function: alkaline phosphatase activity. The transcript is spliced from 2 exons.
AUGGAUGAUGAGGAGUGUCGUGAUCGUUUAAUGCAUCCUGAUUUACCAGUAGAUCCUAACCAUAAAUCAAGAGCCCUUGACGGAGAAAAGGAAUCCGAUUAUUGGCUGAAUCAAGGCAAACAAUUUGUGGAGACUAAAAUUAAGACCCCCUUGAAUACAAAGAAGGCGAAAAAUGUGAUUAUGUUCUUGGGGGAUGGUAUGGGUCUGACCACCACGGCUGCAGCCCGCAAUUUAAUUGGAGGUGAGCAUGCUGAAUUGUCUUUUGAGAAAUUCCCACAUGUGGGUUUGGCCAAGACCUAUGCUGUGGAUAAAAUUGUACCCGAUUCGGCUAAUACCGCCACUGCUUAUUUGUGUGGUGUUAAGGCCAUGUAUGGCACCCUGGGUGUCAAUGGCAGGGUGGAACGUGAAGAUUGCCAAACAAUGUUGGAUAAAAGUACCCAUGUCACCUCCAUUGCUCAGUGGGCUAUUGAUGCUGGUAAAUCCGCAGGUGUGGUGACAACAACCCGAGUGACACAUGCCUCACCGGCUGGUGCCUAUGCUCACAUUGCCGAGCGGGAUUGGGAAAAUGAUUUCGAGGUGAAGCAGUCAUGUGGUCGAACCUCGAACAUUGAUGAUAUUGCCCUGCAACUGAUUCAUGGUGAGACGGGUAGUAAAUUCAAAAUUAUGAUGGGUGGUGGUAAGCACCACUUCGUGGACUCAUCGCUCUACAGCAAAGGAAAGCGAUCCGAUGGUCGUAAUCUAAUUGAGGAAUAUAAGGCCCAAAACCCACGCAAUGCCUAUGUGGAGACCAAGGAGGAAUUGGCCAAAUUAAAUUUGAAAGAAGUGGAUCGUAUCUUGGGUUUGUUCCAUGAUUCCCAUUUGGAAUUCCGUUUGGAUACAGAUGAAAAUGCCACUCAACCUACCUUGGAGGAAAUGACCCGGCGUACCAUUGAAUUUUUGAGUCAGGAUGAAAAUGGCUACUUUGUGUUCAUUGAGGGUGGACGCAUUGAUUCGGCACAUCAUGAUAAUACACCGCGGAAGGCUUUGGAUGAAACCAUUGAAUUUUCCAAGGCCAUACAAUUGGCCAGGGAAAUGACCAAUGAAGAGGAUACAUUGAUUGUGGUGACUGCUGAUCAUUCACAUGCUUUUACCUAUGGUGGUUAUCCGUACCGUGGUAGUGACAUUUUUGCCAGUUCCCCCACAAAACCGGACGAUAAAACUCCCAUGAUGGUGUUAGGCUAUUCCAAUGGGCCUGGUCAUACGAAAUUCUAUGAUUCGAAAAAUGGUGUUCGCCAUGACCCCACAACGUUGAUGACUGGCAAGGCCAAUGAUGAAUAUCCUGCCACAUUCCCUCGUGAUUCGGAAACACAUGGUGGUGAAGAUGUUGCCGUUUAUGCUUCUGGACCUUGGUCACAUCUAUUUACCGGUGUUUAUGAACAAAAUGCCAUUCCCCAUAUGAUGGCCUAUGCCCUGUGUGUGGGUAAUGGCCUGAAGGCAUGCGAUUAGAUUAGAAUUUAAUUAUAGACU